AUGGAAGAGAUGGAAGAGGAGCUGAAAUGCCCGGUGUGCGGCUCCUUUUACCGGGAGCCCAUCAUCCUGCCCUGCUCGCACAACCUGUGCCAGGCGUGCGCCCGCAACAUCCUGGUGCAGACACCCGAGUCGGAGUCGCCGCAGAGCCGCCGCGCCUCGGGCUCGGCCGUCUCCGACUACGACUACCUGGACCUGGAUAAGAUGAGCCUCUACAGCGAGGCGGACAGCGGCUACGGCUCCUACGGCGGCUUCGCCAGCGCUCCCACCACCCCCUGCCAGAAGUCGCCCAACGGCGUCCGCGUCUUCCCGCCGGCCGCCCCGCCGCCCCCCGCCGCCCUGGCGCCGCCGCCGCCGCCGCGCAACGCCUGCCUCACCUGCCCGCAGUGCCACCGCAGCCUGGUGCUGGACGAGCGCGGGCUGCGGGGCUUCCCCCGCAACCGCCUGCUGGAGGGCGUCAUCGACCGCUACCAGCAAGGCAGGGCGGCGGCGCUGCGCUGCCAGCUCUGCGAGAAGGCGCCCAAGGAGGCGGCCGUCAUGUGCGAGCAGUGCGACGUCUUCUACUGCGAUCCCUGCCGCCUGCGGUGCCACCCGCCGCGGGGGCCGCUGGCCAAGCACCGCCUGGUCCCGCCGGCCCAGGGCCGCGUCAGCCGCCGCCUCAGCCCCCGCAAGAUCUCCACCUGCACCGACCACGAGCUGGAGAACCACAGCAUGUACUGCGUCCAGUGCAAGAGCCCCGUCUGCUACCAGUGCCUGGAGGAGGGCAAGCACUCCAGCCACGAAGUCAAGGCGCUGGGCGCCAUGUGGAAGCUCCACAAGAGCCAGCUUUCCCAGGCCCUGAACGGCUUAUCAGACAGAGCCAAGGAAGCAAAAGAGUUCCUGGUCCAGCUCCGCAACAUGGUGCAGCAAAUCCAGGAGAACAGCGUGGAGUUCGAGGCCUGCCUGGUGGCCCAGUGUGACGCCCUCAUCGAUGCCCUCAACAGAAGGAAAGCCCAGCUGCUGUCCCGGGUCAACAAGGAGCACGAGCACAAGCUGAAGGUGGUGCGAGACCAGAUUUCUCACUGCACGGUCAAGCUACGCCAGACCACGGGCCUGAUGGAGUACUGCCUGGAGGUCAUCAAGGAGAACGACCCCAGCGGCUUCCUUCAGAUCUCCGACGCUCUCAUCAGGAGAGUGCACUUAACCGAGGACCAGUGGGGAAAGGGGACGCUCACACCCCGGAUGACCACGGACUUCGACCUGAACCUUGACAACGCCCCUCUGCUGCAGUCCAUCCACCAGCUUGACUUCGUGCAGAUGAAAGUUUCCUCCCCAGUGCCGGCCCCCCCGAUCCUGCAGCUAGAGGAGUGUUGCACCCACAACAACAGUGCCACCUUGUCCUGGAAGCAGCCCCCCUUGUCGACGGUGCAGGUGGAAGGCUACAUCCUGGAGCUCGAUGACGGCAACGGCGGCCAGUUCAGGGAGGUGUACGUGGGCAAGGAGACCAUGUGCACGGUGGACGGGCUUCACUUCAACAGCACGUACAGCGCACGUGUCAAAGCCUUCAACAAAACGGGAGUCAGCCCAUACAGCAAGACCCUGGUCCUCCAGACAUCUGAGGACACGCAGUCAGAAGAACAGACCCUCCCUUUUCCAGUGCCUUUGGAAAGAUCGCAGCUUCGUAGAAUGAGUCCUUUCUCCUCCACCCUUAAUCUACAACCCAGCUUUCCGGGGAGAUCCUACUUUGAGCUAAGAUCUUCGGCCCACCAGCUGAGCUUGCAUUCUUCUUUACAGUCCCUGAAUUCAGCCGGAUGCAAUUUUGAGACACAAGGAACGCCUUACUCUCAAUUAGUUGACAUUAAAAAAAUGGUGGCAGUUGCUUGGUUUUCUUUCGAUCCUGCCUCUGCCCACGCUGACAUCAUCUUUUCUAAUGACAACCUGACUGUCACCUGCAACAGCUAUGAUGACAGGGUUGUGCUGGGGAAAACGGGCUUUUCGAAAGGGCUCCAUUACUGGGAGCUGUCAAUCGAUCGUUACGAUAAUCACCCUGACCCGGCCUUUGGCGUGGCACGCAUUGAUGUCCUGAAGGAUGCCAUGCUGGGCAAGGACGACAAGGCCUGGGCCAUGUACGUGGACAAUAACCGGAGCUGGUUCAUGCACAACAAUUCCCACACCAACAGAACCGAGGGUGGGAUAACGAAAGGCGCCACAGUGGGAGUGCUGCUGGAUUUGACCAGGAGGACCUUGACGUUCUCCAUCAACGAGGACCAGCAAGGGCCUGUGGCCUUCGAAAACCUGGAGGGCCUCUUCUUCCCCGCCGUCAGCCUCAACAGGAACGUGCAGGUGACGCUGCACACCGGCCUGCCGGUCCCCGAAUUCUACGCUUCGCGCUCGGCCAUGCCGUGA
Gavia stellata (red-throated loon) is the source of this 2382-nucleotide messenger RNA. It is a transcript of the gene TRIM9, whose product is annotated as tripartite motif containing 9. Gene Ontology annotation, molecular function: protein binding; zinc ion binding. The record is from RefSeq and is a predicted model, not a curated record. NCBI's taxonomy places the organism in Eukaryota, Metazoa, Chordata, Aves, Gaviiformes, Gaviidae. The coding region runs from base 1 to 2382 and encodes 793 amino acids. The transcript has 13 exons.